Talpa occidentalis (Iberian mole) is the source of this 3441-nucleotide messenger RNA. RefSeq names its product inhibitor of growth family member 1 (gene ING1). Gene Ontology annotation, cellular component: nucleus. NCBI's taxonomy places the organism in Eukaryota, Metazoa, Chordata, Mammalia, Eulipotyphla, Talpidae. Gene Ontology annotation, biological process: positive regulation of DNA-templated transcription. The transcript is spliced from 2 exons. Bases 17 to 853 code for a protein of 278 amino acids. The record is from RefSeq and is a predicted model, not a curated record.
GCGGCCGCGGCGAGCCAUGUUGAGCCCGGCCCCCGGGGAGCAGCUGCACCUGGCCAGCUACGUGGAGGACUACCUGGACUCGGUGGAGUCGCUGCCGUGCGACCUGCAGCGGAGCGUGUCGCUGAUGCGGGAGAUCGACGCCAAGUACCAAGAGGUGCUGAAGGAGCUGGACGAGCACUACGAGAAGUUCCGGCGCGAGGCGGACGGCGGCCUGAAGCGGCGGCUGCUGCACGGCAUCCAGCGCGCGCUCAUCCGCAGCCAGGAGCUCGGCGACGAGAAGAUCCAGAUCGUGGGCCAGAUGCUGGAGCUCGUGGAGAACCGCGCGCGCCAGGUGGACAGCCACGCCGAGCUCUUCGAGGCGCCCCCCGAGCCGGGCGAGCCCGCGGGCAACGGCGGCCGGCCCGGCCAGGAGCGCGCCCGGGGGGACGCCGCGCCCGCCGACCGGCCCCACAGCAAGCGCGCGCGCCGGCAGCGCAACAGCGAGAACCGGGAGAACGCGGCGGGCAACCACGAGCACGACGAGCCCCCGGCGGGCGCGCCGCGGGAGAAGAAGGCCAAGGCCUCCAAGAAGAAGAAGCGCGCCAAGGCCAAGGCCGAGCGCGCCGCGUCCCCCGCCGACCUCCCCAUCGACCCCAAUGAGCCCACCUACUGCCUGUGCGACCAGGUCUCCUACGGGGAGAUGAUCGGCUGCGACAACGACGAGUGCCCCAUCGAGUGGUUCCACUUCUCCUGCGUGGGCCUGAACCACAAGCCCAAGGGCAAGUGGUACUGCCCCAAGUGCCGCGGGGACAGCGAGAAGACCCUGGACAAGGCCCUGGAGAAGUCCAAGAAGGACAGGGCCUACAGCAGGUAGCCGGCCGGCGGGCAGGCCGGGCGCGGAGUCUCAGUGAGUGUCGGACAGGCCGUCCCCCCGGCGGCGGCGGGUCUCCACCCCCGUCGCACGCGCGCGUGUGGGGAUGGCCGGCGGCCGGCGUCCCAGGGACAGCAGGCUCGGGCGCGGACUGCACGGGCGGGCGAGCCUCGGCCGGAGCCUGGGGUUGCGGGCGGCGACCUGGAAGCAGCCUAACACGUUAACUGUAAAAGAAAAGAUUUCAUUCAGCUACUAUUUUAUUUUAAUAAAAUAAUGUUAUUCCUUUACGAGAAAGAAUUUUUAAUGUCAGGUUGCUAAGAACGCAGUCCACGGCAGAGGCGUGUCUUGCUCUAACGAUGUGCAUCCGUGUCACAACUCAAUAAAAAGGUUUAAAGCGUGAAGAUUAUUUUUUAAAAAGGUAAAUGGUUAAAUUUUACAUGAUGAACAUUUUUUACGCUGGCCUGUUCCCCAGGCGGCCAUUUUUACAUGAUUGGGCACGUUUUUGUAUUGAACCAAACAGAAGCAGCUCGGGAAGGAAGGCAGCGAGGCGUCCUGCCGCGCCCAGCGCUGUCCGGCUCCCGGCUGUGCCCCGGGCCAGGGGACGGCGCGCCCAGUUGCUGGACAUGCACCAGCCACACGCGACCUGCUUUGUGCGCGCCGCACAGACGUGGCGAGAAGUGACCAGGCUUGGCCGGUGUGUCGCUAGCAGCGCCUCCUGACGUGGCCGCUCAAAAAAAAACCUUUGUCUUCACAGUCUGUACACCAGCAGCUCUGCCAAAGCCUUAAGCGAAUGUGGUACAACGCGCUCUCUCGAGGGCGAUGGAGAAGUCACCCGAGCGCGGAAAUGAGCGUCAGCCCCACCGCAGGGACCGGUGCUGGGAAGCGACCCCGCGGCCGCACCGCCGGCCACGCUGCCCGGUGCGUGGCCUGUGAGUUAAUGGCCUGUUGGUUGUUAAAUGGUUAAAAAUAAAAGAAUCCUGUGGCACGUGAACAUUACCUGAAGGGAGGCUGUUGUGGGUGAAGAAGCCUCCCUGGCACCCGCCACGCCCACGCAGCCGCUGGCGCCGGGUGCUGGAGGGGGUGAGCUCCCCUCGGUCCGGCUGACGGAGCCCGGCCGUCGGUCCUGAGGCGGUGCCGCGGCGUUUUCAUUUCGAAAUAAGAAGCGGUCGCGUCUCCUCCGAGUCCUGUCUGUCUGGCCUGCUGCGUUGUCCCGCGAAGCUACCGCAGGAAGAACCCAUCGGCCUUGCUGUUGCGUCUGGUCGACGCGGCGCGUGUCGAUGAUCGGAAAACAAGCUGAUUUCUGUUUCUUUGCUUUGUGGAUAAGCAAUUAUUGACAACUUUUAUUUGCGUUAGACAGAACUCCUGACUUUUAUAGUGAAUUUCCAUUGUAGAGGGCUAUUUGAUAAAAACAUGCAAAUUAUAGUUGCUCCUCCAUUAAAAUGUGAACUUUUUCAGAUCAAAAAUAAACUUUUACUUUCUGGCAAAACCCCAACAUUUAAGAACCUUGAUUGAAUUUGACAAGAUUCGCCAACACAAAUAAUGAACAAAAGGUUUGGGAUACUUGACAAAUCAGUGGCAAUAAAAGUAAAAAGUAUUAUAUAAAAUUGUAUUUGCUGGUUUUUCACUUUUUUAAGGCUUCUGGAUUUAUGAGUGAAGAUGGCUAGAACACACCUGCGCACACCCCGUCUCCUUGUGUCUGCUCUGUGGGGGGUUCACAGCUCUAGUGGAGCCACGGCAGUGUGGGGCCCCAUCUUAGUUCCAGCGGUUGCUUGCCCUGAGUUGGGGUCUUCACUCAGCGCGUGCUCGUCACCUUCAAAGUGCCUGUUCCUCGUAGGCUGCUUCUCGGGCAUGAGGAGGCUCCUCGAGCAAGGGGCCGGCCUGGGCAGUCAGUCAUGGCCUGGAUCCCCACCCCCCGGUCUUUCAUGAAAUGCCCAAGAAAAGCAAAAAGCUGGGUGUUUUUUCUUGCAAAGAUGCAGCGUUGCAGAGAGACUCGGCUGGAUCUGGCCAACUAAAACCAUUUUUGCCCAGGACACAGGAAAAGCACCGGCGAGUGCCGAGAACAGUCAGGGUGAGACCCCUGGAGAGGUCCAGGGGGCUGGCUGGCCGGUGAAGAGCUCCCUGCCGCAGAACGGCCUGUCGCGUCCAGGCAUGACAGGUGUGUGGAGCGACGACCAAGUCACUAGUCAGAUAAGGCGUUUCCGUCAGCACAUCACGCUUGGUGUUUGCAGCUGGACCGGGGAAGCCGGGUCGCCAGUUCUGUGGUGCCUGGACAGCCUUGGCCUGGUGUGGGCUGAGCCCUCCGGAGGGGCGGAGGCAGCGCCCGGCCCAGCACGAGCACGACGAUCAAAUGCAGCGUCUUGUUACCUGGGGGACCUCGGGAGGAGCGAGUGCUCAGACCAGCCUCGUGUCUCACCUUCCCGUGGCGGCCCGGGGGAACUGUGUGAAGGGGAGCGCUUCCGCGGGCCUCCCGGGGGUGCAGGGCUUGUCUCGGCACAAGGAUGUGUUUAUACUUUUUAAUUGUUAUUUUCUUUAACUUUUACUAAAAAAAAAAUCAAACUUCAUGUAGAAGACCGGGAGGAGAUGGACCCCGC